Molecule: messenger RNA, 1353 nt
Organism: Symbiodinium sp. CCMP2592
Lineage: Eukaryota; Dinophyceae; Suessiales; Symbiodiniaceae
Source: the annotation of a GenBank genome assembly
AUGGAGGCUGGCAUGCUGCCCUUGGUCAUCUCCUUCCUGUUUGGAGGGGCUCUGAUACGCUGCUUCGAGGUGUGCCCCUUGUGGUUCGUGGUUUACUACAAGACCUUGGACCAGGUCUUCUCCAAGAUCGACAAAGGCUUCAAACAGUAUUACGGCCAGUCCCUCCACUUGGAGUACGCCCGCACGGACUGGUCUCCCGUGCACGUCGCCGAGGCAGGCAUCCGGAUCGAUCGGAUCUUGAUCGCGAGAGUGACGAGCCAUCACGUGAACCACUGCACGAAGGUCUCGUAUGGUUAUGCAUACAAGAGUGGGCAGUUCGCGGAGGACGACAACGAUGUGGCCAAAACAGAGGACAGGAAAGAUCCAUUUGAGUGCUCCUUCAAGUUCGACACGUAUACGAGGGGGAGGUCUCGAAACUUCUGGAUCCACAAGGACAUCUGCCGAUUCCACGGCGACGAAACUCGCGUGGCCGCCACGCAGAACAUCACGCCGGUGUGUGUCAACGACCGCAUCGAGAUUGCCGUGAACCUCUUCAACGCCAUGGGGCUGGUGGAUGUCGACAAGGUCGGCUGGCGCCCGCUGGAGAUUUUUCCGAUGCAGGACCGGGAGUGCCCGAUCGAGCAGGAGCUCUUUGACUGGUACGAUCUAGAUUCCUUCCAGUCGCAGAGCGUGGAGAGGUUGCAAAUUCCGGAUUUUUUCAGCCCUCAGCUGAUGCACAUGUCUACAGAGUAUGCCGGGAUCGAUGUCGCCGUCAGCCGCACGCGACUGCGAGCGGAAGCACAGGGCGUGGUUCCGCAGGCAGACCGCAUCCUUGGGUCUCGCUUCGAAGUCCUGCCCAGGAGCAGCCCAAUCAUUCUCCCGCUGAAGCGAGUCGGCCUACAGCAUGAUCGCUUUACCAAGAUCCAGUUGCGUCAGGGCGACUGCAUCCUUCUGUGCGUGGGAAGUCGGCAUCUGAGGAGUAUCCUCCUCAACUUCAACGAAGAGCUCUCGGAGAGCCUGGGGCAGAGGUGCGCCGAGAAAGGACUGUGGCCACCGCAAGAUACCUCGCCCCAACUCACCACAGAGCCAUCACCCAGCAGGGCUGCAAAAGCCCUUGAAGAAGCCUACUGGAUGAUCCGACGGCAGGAGGGCGAGCCACACUGUCCACACUGGGGGGACAGAGUGCACGAGAGCAUGUCUGCGAAUGCUCACGGAGACGUCUCCGUUGCCAUGGAAAUCGGGAUGCAGUACUUCAAGAAGAAGGAAGCAGAGUAUUUCCCUCCCGAAGAAGAGCAUCUUGUUCCUGCGAUGUUUUCCUUUAUUCUUGCCUCCCUUGUGGCUUGCAUGCUGCCGAUCAUGACGGUGACCUGGUGA